This is a messenger RNA of Poecilia reticulata (guppy), 983 nucleotides long. RefSeq names its product chymotrypsin like elastase family member 1, tandem duplicate 6 (gene cela1.6). Gene Ontology annotation, molecular function: serine-type endopeptidase activity. The record is from RefSeq and is a predicted model, not a curated record. NCBI's taxonomy places the organism in Eukaryota, Metazoa, Chordata, Actinopteri, Cyprinodontiformes, Poeciliidae. Gene Ontology annotation, biological process: proteolysis.
AGGUCUGGUUUGUGUAUAAAAGGCGAUAGAAGCAUUCGCUCCUUGCAGAAUUGUUCUGAUUUGACGAAAACAUGUUCAGGAUUCUGGUGUUGACAUGCCUCGCUGCUUUGGCGGUGGCUGAGUUGCAUGAGCCCAAGUACCUGGAAGACGGCGUGCAGAGAGUUGUUGGAGGAACGGUUGCCAAACCCAACUCCUGGCCCUGGCAGAUCUCUCUUCAGUACCUGUCUGGCGGCUCCUGGUACCACACCUGUGGAGGAAGCCUGAUCCGUACUGGCUGGGUGAUGACCGCUGCUCACUGUGUGGACAGUACAAGAAGCUACCGUGUGGUUCUUGGUGAGCAUGACCUGUACGUCAACGGUGGAACCGAGCAGGUCAUCAGUGUGAGCCAGGUUUACAUCCACCCCAACUGGGCUUCAAGCAGCGUCGCUAACGGAUACGACAUUGCUCUGUUGAGGCUGUCAUCCAGCGCCUCCCUGAACAGCUACGUUCAGCUCGCCUCUCUGCCCCCCUCCGGCCAGAUUCUGCCUCACAACAACCUCUGCUACAUCACCGGAUGGGGACGCACCGCCACUGGUGGAAGCCUGUCUGCUCAGCUGAAGGAGGCCUACCUCCCUGUGGUGGACCAUGCUACCUGCUCCAGCAGCGGCUGGUGGGGCAGCACCGUCAAGACCACCAUGGUGUGCGCUGGAGGUUAUGAUGAGGCUGGGUGCAAUGGUGACUCUGGAGGCCCUCUGAACUGCCAGGUUAGCGGCAGGUACUACGUGCACGGCAUUGCCAGCUUCGUGUCUGGUCUGGGCUGCAACUAUCAUCAGAAACCCACCGUCUUCACCCGCGUGUCUGCCUACAUCAGCUGGAUGGACUCAAUCAUGGCUUAGGUGUUGCAGAAUGCUAAGGUGCAAGACUGAGUUUGAUUAUGUUGGCAUCUAAAGAAAAAACUAUUCCAUUCGUCUCAUUCUCCAAAAAUAUAAAAAUAUCACAAUAAA